Molecule: messenger RNA, 7501 nt
Organism: Maylandia zebra (zebra mbuna)
Lineage: Eukaryota; Metazoa; Chordata; Actinopteri; Cichliformes; Cichlidae
Gene: myt1b
Product: myelin transcription factor 1b
Biological process (GO): regulation of transcription by RNA polymerase II
Cellular component (GO): nucleus
Molecular function (GO): RNA polymerase II cis-regulatory region sequence-specific DNA binding; DNA-binding transcription factor activity, RNA polymerase II-specific; zinc ion binding
Source: RefSeq, a predicted model, not a curated record
GGCAAAUGAAGCCAUGUUUUUUGCUUACAAACAAGUAACAUCUUAACGCCCGGAUACGGAGCCGUGCGCCGAUGCGCUGCGCAAGAGAGGCCGGUGCAACCUUCAGCUCGCUCUUCUUAUUUAUCACAUCUGGACGUUUAGAACGGGAUAGACGAUUGCUUUUUACAAGAAAAAAACAAACACAUAGAGCUUUUACUCGGGAUAUCGUGCCUCUUUAAAGAAAACUACUUGGCCUGCAACUCUAAAAAGAGAGCGAGAACGCGGCGCCGAAACCACAGAGGAAAUAUUAUCGGAUACAGAAAAUGAGUUUCGGGGUGAGCUGGUGAACCAGCGGUGGACACGAGGCGAGAGGACCAGCAGCCGCUGUCAGGCCUCCCAGAGACUGCAGAGCCGUCGACCAAUCAUGAUGAGCGUAGAGGGUGACGAUAAGCGAACUCGCACUCGGUCCAAGGGAAUCAGAGUUCCUAUUGAGCUUGUAGGACAAGAGCUGAGCUGCCCCACCCCUGGAUGCAAUGGCUCAGGCCAUAUCAGUGGGAGAUACUCACGACACAGAAGCAUUCUGGGUUGCCCAAUAGCAAGAAAGCGCCGUCUAGACGAAGCAGAGGCAGAGCAGGAACAAGAACAGGAAACAGAACGGCCUGCCUCCAAGAGGAAGUCCCACCCCCUGAAACUAGCCCUAGAUGAAGGUUUCAGUGCAGAGAGUGACGCAAGCAGUGAGGCUGAGGGCGAUGGAGAGAAAACAGAAGGAGCCAAGGUAGAAGAGGAAGUGGAGGAGACAGACACAGGUGUGGAGGAGGAGAGAGAGGAAAUGACAGAACUCACACAGGACGGACAGACAAACGGUCGGGAGGAGAACACACAACAGAAAGAGGAGGAAGAGACGUAUAAGAAGGAGGAGAAUUUUGCAGCUGAUGAAGAGGAGGAGUGUGUGAUCAUCGAGCCUGAGCUCAGAGCAGCGGUACCUGCAGCUGAGGAGUGUCACUCUCCCUCACAGAGCACCGAGGAGGUGGCCAACUCUCUCCUCCACCUGGGCUGUGUCAACAGCAACAAUGCUCCAACUGUGGCCAUUCAGCAGACUGUUGCUAUGGAGACCAAGAAGGAUGUCACAUUGGCCAUUACACAGGGUGAAGAAGUAAAGGAAGAGCAGGAGAAGGACACGAACGAGGGAGAAGAGGAAGAUGAGGAGGUGGCACAUGGAGUUCAAGCACUGAAGGAGUCAUUUGCUCUGCAGCAGGAGGCAGCUGAUGUGGAGGAUGAGCAAGGGGAGCACGAAGAUAUGAGCAACCACAUGAGCCCACAGCAUCUGACUAAAAGGGACCAGUGUGAACAGUUCAUAGGUAAAGACAAUGAAAAAGAAAAGAUAGUAGUGCCAAUGCAGCAGAGGCAGGGCACUUCAGCAGAUGAGGAGGAGCACAGGGAUGUUUUGCCCAUUUCUGAUGUGCCAACUGCCAUCCGCAUCAUCACCAGCACCGCAGCAGCUCAGGGAACACACAAGGCUGAAGACCACAGGGCCAGUCCUCUGGAGGACUACAACUCAUGCGGGGCAAGUCCCUUUGAGAACAGAGCCAGUCCACAAGACAGCUCUCUUAAAGCUAGCUCAAUUCAGAACUAUAAGGCCAGCCCUCCUUUAAGCUACAGCUCCCACAGGGCCAGUCCACUGGAGGACUACUUUCCCAUUCCCAGAGGGGAGAACUACAAAAUCCACAAAGCUUCAUCCUCAGCCUCUCCUGACAUUAUCGAGGUACGAUCCGAUAAGUCGGAGGACAAAGACUUUGACGAUGUGGAUGGAGAUGACGAGCGCGAUGAUGAAGACAGCCUGUCACAGCGCUCGGCAGUGACGGACGAGUCAGAGAUGUUCGACAUGACCCGAGGGAACCUGGGCCUGCUAGAGCAAGCCAUUGCCCUGAAGGCAGAGCAGGUGAAGCCAGCAGGACCCAGAGAGCUGCUCCGCACACCAGAUAUCCACCACCAGCGGUACUUCACCAUGGAGGACAGGCCCAAGCACCUGGACGUCAUCCGCAAGGGCUAUUUCAGCAAAGAGAGCAGCAGGCCAGAGAAGAGGGAGAACAAGUGUCCCACACCGGGAUGUGAUGGCACUGGUCACGUGACCGGUCUUUACCCCCACCACCGCAGCCUGUCAGGCUGUCCGCACAAGGACAGGAUCCCCCCAGAGAUUCUGGCCAUGCAUGAAAACGUGCUGAAGUGUCCGACUCCUGGCUGCACAGGUCAGGGCCAUGUCAACAGCAACCGCAACACACACCGCAGUCUUUCUGGUUGUCCCAUCGCUGCUGCAGAGAAGCUAUCUAAGAGCCACGAUAAGCAGCAUCUCUCUCAGUCAGCGAGCGAGCACCUCAAAGGAAGUCCCAAUGACAGAGUGCUGAGCCCCACCCUGACGUCCUCUCCCUCUCCCCCCUGCAGACCCAUGUGUUUUGUGAAGCAGCUAGAGGUGCCCCAGUAUGGGAGCUACAGGCCCAACAUGGCACCUUCCACACCUCGCGCCAACUUGGCCAAGGAGCUGGAGAAGUACUCCAAGGUGUCCUUCGAUUAUGCAAGCUUCGAUGCUCAAGUGUUCGGGAAGCGCACGCUUGCUCCAAAGAUGCCCACCAGCGAAACCUCACCUAAAGCCUUCAAAACUAAGCCGUCAUUCCCCAAGUCAUCAUCACCUAGUCUCAGCCUCCACGGUUAUGGGAAAAGCUCCUCAUUGGCCUACGACUACGCCCAUGAUGCCGAAGCUGCUCACAUGGCUGCCACUGCCAUCCUUAACCUGUCUACUCGCUGCUGGGAGAAACCUGAGAACCUUAGCACCAAACCCCAAAACAAGGAAAUGGACAUUGAAGUGGAUGAGAACGGCACCCUGGACCUGAGCAUGAAAAAACCCAUUAAACGAGAGGGAAGUCUGUCUGGGACGAGCCCCGGCGUUCGGUCUCCAGACCCUUCCUCCUCCUCUUCCUCACUGCAUCAUGGUGGAAACAGCGGGAUGACAUCACCAAGCAUACACACCUACAAGCAGGAGGACUGGGAGGGACCUCUGGAUUACACCAAACCUAACCGUCAAAGAGAGGAGGAAAUGGAUGAGAUGGAGCAUACCGGCCAGUCGUACGUCUCAUCCGAACCAGAGGACUGUGACAUGAUGCAGGAUUGCCUAGAGGAGAGGAAAUACCCAGGAGAGGUCACAACCCCAAGCUUCAAGGUCAAAUUUCAGCCCAAAGAUAGCAAGAAGGAGUUGCUCUCGUGUCCAACACCUGGCUGUGAUGGCAGCGGCCACAUCACUGGGAACUAUGCGUCCCAUCGCAGUCUGUCUGGGUGUCCUCUCGCUGAUAAGAGCCUUCGGUCCCUCAUGGCGGCCCACACCCCUGAACUCAAAUGCCCCACUCCCGGAUGUGACGGCUCAGGUCACAUCACAGGAAACUAUGCCUCACACAGAAGUCUCUCUGGGUGCCCGCGUGCCAAGAAAAGUGGAAUUAAAACUCCUGCCAAGGACAACCAGGAGGACUCCGAGCUUUUAAAAUGUCCGGUGCCGGGCUGUGACAGCCUGGGCCACAUCAGUGGAAAGUACGCCACACAUCGUAGCGCUUACGGGUGCCCGCUGGCGGCCCGUAGACAAAAGGAGGGUCUUCUGAAUGGCACGCCAUUCAACUGGAAGGCCUUCAAGACAGAGGGUCCAACCUGCCCCACCCCAGGUUGUGAUGGCUCUGGACAUGCUAACGGAAGUUUCCUCACACACCGCAGCCUCUCAGGAUGCCCCAGAGCUUUGUAUGCUAAGAAGAAGGCCAAGUUCCCUACAGAAGACUAUCUGAGCACUAAGUUCAGAGCCAGUGAUGUUUUGGACAAUGAUGAGGACAUCAAGCAGCUCAACAAAGAGAUUAAUGACCUUAAUGAAUCCAACAAUGAAAUGGAGGCUGACAUGGUCAACCUGCAGACUCAGAUCUCCUCUAUGGAGAAGAACCUGAAAAGCAUUGAGCACGAGAAUAAGAUGAUUGAGGAGCAGAAUGAGGCUCUGUUCAUGGAGCUGUCUGGUCUGAGCCGAGCCCUCAUCCGCAGCCUGGCUAAUAUCCGUCUGCCGCACAUGCAGGAGCCAAUCACAGAGCAGAACUUUGACAGAUACAUCAGCACCCUGACUGACAUGUACACCAACAAGGACUGCUUCCAGAGCCCCGAGAACAAGGCUCUGCUGGAGAGCAUCAACAAAGCUGUGAAGGGCAUCAAGGUUUGAGGCUCCACACAUACAAAUGGAGAACGCAAACUGUCCCAAAGUGCGGAGAACACGGUGGAGGUGGAGUCAGGAAGGAGAGAGGUUGAAAAGCUCUAUGAUAUAUCGAAAUAUGAUUCAAAAACAAAAAAAGGGAAUUCAGGUUAUUUAAGUAAAUGGCAACUUAAAAAAAUCAACCCAGGGAGCACUCUGUUGAAGAAAAGUGACGCGGACCAAAAUCCACAUCAUGCUGCUGCUGGGAUUCAAAGGAGGAACCAGAAUAAGAUCCAUGUUACUAGAAGCUGUAUCUGGGGGUUUAAAUAUACUGUAUGUUUACCUGUUGUCUCUUUUGUGUCCUUAACUGUUUUUCGGAGAGGGUUUCGCAACUGGUCAGUCAGUUUUUUAGCAUUUCUCCUCGGCCGGAACACUGAGACAGGCGAGGCUCGAGUAUUGCUCACCAGAGCCCGGAGACAGGAAGAGGAACACUAACUGGAGCAGAAGACUCCCAACGCCACUGUCUCCUGUAGCAUUCUCAAUGGCAAGCAUCUGCAGCUCUGAAAAUCUCUCUGAUCCACAACCAUACUCGCACCACACCCCCCGGCAUGCACCAAACUGAAUGUGCGUUUGCUUGGUGGUAUUACUGCAGCAAUCAUCAGUGGGGAAAAAAAACCUCAUCGAGCAAGGUCGCGAGUUAGAUUUAAACGCUGCAGCCACCCCCCCACCCCCCCAAUAAAAUGAUAGUAAUAGUGUGCACACAUUUCGAAUUCAGUUAGUCAUAUCUAUAGUACUUAUCAGCCUAGGAAUUGCACUUCAUUUCAAUGACUAGUUUUUGUGGUACAAUAAUUAUUGUUAUAUAUGAAUUAUUUAUACCUGUGAACUUUUAAAUUGUAACUUAUUGCCAUUUAUGUUAUUGAGGUUUAUUUAUUUGAAGCAAUCUAUUUAUUAACUUUGUUUAGUGAAACACACACAUACAAAUGCAUCUUUACUGAUUAUCAAGGUCAAAAAGCAAUUUGCAGAUGUCGUACGUCAAUAUUUUAAAAGUCUAUAUAGAUAAAUGACAAGGCAUAGUUUGUUUUGGAGUACUUUUUAAAAAUCCUUUUUAAGUGCAAAUAUUUUAUAAUAGACUCAAAUUUUUUUUGAUAAUUUUACAGUAAAAAAAAAUAUUUUUUUGGCUUGUUGCUCUUGUUUUCCUCGUUUUUAUUUUGUUUGUGUUCUUUCUGUUACAUUAAAAAAACACAGAUGAGGAGAUGAAAACAAAAAGAAAGUAUGUAUUUAUUAUUUAUUUAAUAUGAAAGAAAUUGACUGAUAUGGCUGUAUAUUUAUUUUGUUAUUUAUGUGCGUGAUGUGACAGUUGAGUCUGAGUAGUCUUAAAGAUCCUCUGCUAAUAUUUAAAUAAAGAACGAAAAAAUAAAUAAAAUCAGUACAAAUACUGUUUGAUUGCUUAGGCAUAGAUGUACCAGCAGCUGAUUGUUAAAAAACAAAACAAAACAAACAAACAAACAAAAAAAAACACUCAAAAGCAAUCACUUUCACUAUCCUCUGAGUAUUUGCUUUUGUCAGGUGAUGAGAACAAUUUGUAGAGGAAUUUAAAAAAAUGUUACCUCUCCCAAGCGCUUUGUAGCAGCCAGAAGUGGCUCACCCACAAUCUCUGUGACGUACCAUGGCUGUUUAAGUGACGGUUUUGAAUUCUUUACAUCAGUGCAGUGGUACAUGUAUAGAGCUCUAUUCCAGCAGUGUUUUAGUCUGGAUGUACGAGUCUAAAACACACACAGCGACAUAUCCAACCCUCGAGGAUACUGUAGGAUGGCCUCCUUUGACAAACUUUUAUCAGAUAAACAUACACACCCUUGUAGCCUUACUCUAGAUUUUAAUUUUUUGAUGCACAAAGUGCCACUAAAAAAUAAAUAAAUAAAGGAGAAGAAGAGAACUCACUUUCUUUCCUGACUCUUCGCAUUUCUGCAAUGUAACAAUGUCUGGUCCUGAGGAGACCACAGCAUCGAGAGAGUGGUGAUUGUUUCAGAUGCCUUUAUUUCUCUGCCAAGAUGGCCAUAAGUACACUAUAUAUACAUUCUGUAUAAAUAGAUUUUAAAGAUGCUAUAUAUAUACAUAUAUAUAUAUAUGAAUAUAAACAUACAUAUAUUUUUACAGUGUAAUUGUUGACUUGCUCUUCUUCUUCUUCUCUUGUAUAUCCUUAUCAAAAGAUCACUAGCUUAUUGGAAAGAGAAAUGAGGAGGGAUUAUCAGUAGGAGGCAGUUACACCUUAAUUAAUAUCACUAAGACCUGCUCAACUGUGGCUUUAAACAUACCAUUGAGUCAAAGCUGAAGGCUAUGAUACAGUACAAUACUUUGGAAGUGUUCUCAUAGGAUUCCUUUUUUAAAAUUUUCUUUCCUUGUCUGUCCCUGAUCCAGAAAUGUCAGAAACAUCUACUGUAUGUUGUACUACUGAAUCUGAGAAAUGAAACCAUCAGUUUAGAUGGUUGGCUCUUUGUUCCUAAGUGUCAUGUGAGUUCAUGUAUGAAAAUUUUUUUGAAAAAAAAACACAAAAAAAGACGAUGAUGAUGCCUCUGAGUAAUGCGCAUAGUGUUUAGCAACAUUGUGCAGUGAUUGUGUUAAUAAUGGAAACAGCUCAUGCUCUGUGAGCUUUCCGAUACUGAAGUGAGCAAGUAGAAGACCGUAGUGUAACCUGCCUUUGCGUUGCACCUGCUGUGGUGUACACGACCCCGUGUGUAACUCUGAUGUCGAAGGCAUGUUUUCAAUGUGCUUUUAGCCAAUGUAGAAUGAAUCUCCUUUGUGCACUUUCUCAAUAACUGUUGAAGAUGCCAGCAUUUUAAGUCCUGACUUGUAAGAAACCCAAUAGAUAGAUGACAGGCAAUUGUCCCGCCUGUUUGUCACAUAGAAAAAAACACACAAAAAAACAAGCCGUUUCAUUCAGGGGGUUCAAAAUGUAUUUUUUAAAAAAGGAAGUGGUACUUUCUUUUCCAAACAAACAGGAAAAAAAGAACAACCAAAAGAGACUGAUGGGAAGCAGAGUUUGGUUCUCAGGUGAUUGGGGAGAGCUGCUAAAGCAGAGCAGAGCAAUGCCAUAGGUCAGCCAGUCAGCUGAGGCUAGAGGCAACAGCAGCGGCUGGAUCAAGGCCUAGAAGAGUGUGUGGGAGUGGGAAAUUGAUUUGCCCGGCUACACAAUCUCCCCUUUGCUUUAGGAGGAGGCGUUUGUUGCAUAAAUACGAGCCCGUCACUCAAAAGAAUGUCAGAGCCUUUUAUGACUUUUAUACUCCCCACACACCCCCCGCCAAAGCCCCCACACCAUGACCC